UUGAGCUAUCUCACGUACAUACCUUGCACACAAACAAACGCGAUUGUUUGCCAUAGCCGUACCACCUAAUUUAGUUCAUUUCAUUAUUCGGCACCAAACAGUUCAAGUCAUUUUCGAAUUUACCUAAGUGUUUUUUUUUUUUGUAUUUUUUAUGUAGUCCAUAACCAUAGAAUUAAACACCAGUAUGAAGUUACUAAUAAGUUUAGCGGUAAUUGCGCUAAUCUACACUUGCGUUACGGCGUCGAACUUUUGCAGUGGACCCAACGAGGUGUACCAGGAAUGUGGCUCAGCUUGCGAGAAGACAUGUGCCGGCCUUGGAGCCAACCAGACGUGUAACGAAAAGUGCGUUCCAGGAUGCUUCUGCGCGGAUGGGUUCGUUCGGCUCAACCAUAGCGGCCAGUGCGUACCGAGUUCCAAGUGUCCCAAAGUGAGAGUGCGACGUGCGCCGGAACCUUUGCCUCCGCUGGUAAUACCCGUACCAAUACCGAUUCCAAUACCAGUACCACCCAUUGUCAGACCACGUGGUCCAUUGUGGUGGCUCCGUCCGCCACCACCGCCAUUGUUCGGCUAGGAAGCGGAGAUGAAUUACUUAUUGUUGAAACUUUUGUUUUUGUAUUGGUGAAAAACUGUUUUCAAUAAAAGCUCAAAAAAUGUUA
This is a messenger RNA of Aedes aegypti (yellow fever mosquito), 656 nucleotides long. RefSeq names its product cysteine-rich venom protein 6-like. The record is from RefSeq and is a predicted model, not a curated record. The coding region runs from base 185 to 571 and encodes 128 amino acids. NCBI's taxonomy places the organism in Eukaryota, Metazoa, Arthropoda, Insecta, Diptera, Culicidae. The transcript has 2 exons.